Amoebophrya sp. A25 is the source of this 358-nucleotide messenger RNA. NCBI's taxonomy places the organism in Eukaryota, Dinophyceae, Syndiniales, Amoebophryaceae. The record is from the annotation of a GenBank genome assembly.
AACGAGAGUACCAAGCUCGCGAGCGGGAAACCCGCAGAAAAAAAGCGGAAAAGAAGGGCGCGAGCUCUGUGCUGCGUGUAAACCAACUCGAUAGCCGGAGCGCCGCCAUCCACGAAAGAAAGCUGGCGCGCCGGUUACGGUCUUUCGCUCGGGCGGGUCGUGUUCGGAGGAUCGCGACGACGAAGGCAGCUGAGCGAUCUCGGAAGUGGAGAAGCGAGCAGAAGAAGAAGCUAAGGGUGGGGGGUUGUUGUCUCUUUAUUUUGUGUUUCUCGAUCUAUAGCCUCUGAGGUGUAUCGAAGUAAGCAGGCAAGAGGAGACGACAGCCCUCGGCCGUUUUCUAACAAAAAAAGCAGAAAAG